AUGAAUGUUUCAUUUAAACAUCAUGAUAUUGAAUUUCCUACUCAAAAUGAUGUAUUGUUGCGAGGUUGGCUGUAUGAACCGAUUCGAGAAGUUGAAAAUCAAAAUCUUUAUCCAAGAAUUGUGAUGUCACCUUAUUAUGGAGGUGUGAAAGAACUCUUUUUGGAUUUAUAUGCAGAAUAUAUUACGAAAUUCAAUUUUGUUGUACUUCUUUAUGAUAAUCAGAAUUUUGGCGAUAGCGAAGUUGAUCCUGAACGUAUUGGUAUUUGGGGUGCAAGUUGCAGUGGUGGUCACGUGUUAGUUGUCAGUG
Molecule: messenger RNA, 307 nt
Organism: Rotaria sp. Silwood2
Lineage: Eukaryota; Metazoa; Rotifera; Eurotatoria; Philodinida; Philodinidae
Source: the annotation of a GenBank genome assembly